AUGUCCUGGGCAAGCAUCGCAAUUGUUACCGGCCUCCUUUUUCUUGCUGCAACGCCUUCAGAGGCAUUCUACAGAGAUGAUUGCUACAAUUCAACCCGGGGUGAAGAACGUGAGCUCUGUUUGCGGCGAAGCCUUCUCAGGCGACAGGCUGUAGCUGCUCCUUCUAGCAGCUGUCCUAAAGGCUGUACCGUUCAUGGUGUAUGCCAUGAAGAUAUUGGAAGGUGCGACUGCCCGCGGCACUUCACGGGCCCAGCUUGCUCUACCGUUGUACCCAGUAUCAGUAAAUUAUGCGCCAAAUACUCAAUCAAGCUUCGGGAUUUCGGCAAGGACUCUCCCUGCUUCAAUAACUGCAACCAGCGAGGCAGGUGCAUCGCCGGCAUCUGCCACUGCCAGCCAGGCUAUUGGGGUAUAGACUGCGCCAUCAGUUGGGGGCCCAAUGGCAAGAUGCAGCUGCUAGAUGGCAAUUACGUAGAAAGGAAAACUGGGGUUAAAGUGUACAUAUACGAGCUGCCCUCUAACAUGACCUCAUGGUACCCCUUCAUGCGAAUGGACCGCCCUGUGCACCUGAUGUUCUGGCAGCGGCUCAUGUCGUCAGGUAUGCGGACCCUGGACGGCAACAAGGCCGACUACUUCUACAUCCCGAUCAACACGCGGACAGGGUCGCUGGCCCGCGAGGAGUUGGAGUGGACCCUGCCGUACAUCAAGAAGACGUACCCUUGGUGGUCCAAGGACAACGGUAACCGUCACCUGAUCAUCCACACCGGCGAUAUGGGCAUCAACGACUUCCCUCUGGCCACCCGCCGGGAGUUGAACGAGUCUCUCUCCAACAUCACCUGGCUCACACACUGGGGGCUUCAUGAGUAUCAUCCGAUAGCAAAAUGGUAUCCGGCACAUCGACCCGGGAAGGAUAUUGUGAUCCCGGUCAUGAUCAUGACUCAGGGCUUCCACCUGUCGCCCAUGAACCCCAGGAUGGAGGCGGAGAUCAAGGCGCAGGGAGCGCCGCGGUUGCGAAACGGCACACUUUUCUUCGCAGGCCGCAUCUGCGGAGACCGAGACUUGCCCGACCCUAAAACUGGGAAAUGCGGGCCGGGGCAUGAGGAUUACAGUUUCGGCGUGCGGCAAGCUGUAUAUCUGCAACACCGCAAUGUGAAGGGCUUCCGGAUAGUGGCCUGGACCAGCACGUACCUCGAGGAUAUCUCCUCACACAAGUUCUGUCUAGCGCCUGUCGGCGGCGGCCAUGGCAAACGUAACAUUCUGGUUGCCUUUAUGGGAUGCCUUCCGGUGCUAAUUGGCGACCACGUACUGCAGCCCUUCGAGCCGGAAAUCGACUGGUCGCGAUUCAGCAUCAGCGUGCCUGAGGCGGAUAUACCCGACCUGCCGAGAAUCCUGGCCAACGUGCCAGCCUCUGAAGUGGCAUCCAAACAGAAGCGGCUGAGGUGCGCGGCUCAGCACAUGUUCUACAGCAGCACCCUGGGGGCCAUUCUUGGGGAGGACGGACGAUACGAUGCGUUUGAGACGCUGAUGGAGAUCUUACGUGUACGCAAGGAGCACCCCGAUGUGCCCCCGGAAAAGUACCAAAAGGUGGACCAGCGCUUCCGCAAGUUUAUCAACUGCGAUUUAGACGACGAGGUCAACCCAGUGCCGCUGUGCACGCAAGGUAAGGAGAUGCAACUGGUGGACCGGAAAUCCUGCAAAGAUUGUCGCCGAAAGGACGGCACCAGCAACUCCUUCUUUAACAGCGCGGGGGGCAUGUUGUGCUGCGAAGAUCAUGACAUGACAAAAUGCCCUCGAGGGUGGAAGUAG
Molecule: messenger RNA, 1803 nt
Organism: Volvox carteri f. nagariensis
Lineage: Eukaryota; Viridiplantae; Chlorophyta; Chlorophyceae; Chlamydomonadales; Volvocaceae
Gene: elg22
Product: acetylglucosaminyltransferase
Exons: 12
Coding region: 1-1803 (600 amino acids)
Molecular function (GO): glycosyltransferase activity
Source: RefSeq, a predicted model, not a curated record